UCCCUACAUCUUCUCGCUCACAAUUUUUCUCCCGCCAAAACAGAAACAGCACUCAGUGAGUCAGUACCCGAUAACGAUGUUCGGAACGCAUGGUGAUGGCGCGAAGAGCAAGCUGCGCUCAGUUGACACAAGCGACAUCGGCGAAAUCUUGGCCAUAUACUUUCCCGACAACGAGUUUUCAAUCGACGACGAUAGGUUGAUGCUCACAUUCGAUCUCAUUGGCUUCUUCUCCAGUCCUCCAGGCUUAGAUCUAGCAUUUCAGGUAAAGGAUGACAGCGGCGUGUUCGUUUUAUGGCUUGAUUUUCAAAAUUUUCGAAAAAUAUGCGACGCUGAGGCCUUUUAUGCUGCUUUAGAGGAUAAACCUAAGGUGGCUCUUCUGUGUAUGAGUACUGCAGUUCACAAGGUUCUGUUAACCAAAUGGGAGAACCAAUUGGAAGAUGAAAUGAAGAUAAACAUCCGUCUUCAUAACUACCCUGAGUCAGUGAUUGCUUUGAAGAAUUUGAAAGCAGCAUAUAUUGACAAGCUUGUAUCUGUCCGUGGAUCGGUAGUAAAAGCUAGCACUGUGAGGCCUUUGGUGAUACAAAUGUGUUUUGAAUGUUCAAAGUGCAAAUCCAACAUUCCACGUGUAUUUCCUGAGGGAAAAUUUUCACCUCCAAUGAGUUGUACUUUACAUGGGUGCAAAAGUAGAACCUUCACUCCAGUUCGCUCUUCUGCUCAAAAAAUAGAUUUUCAGAAAAUAAGACUGCAGGAGUUGCUAAAACCCGAAGAUCAUGAAGAAGGUCGAGUGCCUCGUACUGUAGAAUGUGAACUGUCUGAAGAUCUUGUUGAUGCCUGCAUCCCUGGAGAUGUUGUGACUGUUACUGGAAUUAUAAGAGUAAUUAACAAUUACAUGGACAUUGGAGGAGGUAAAUCAAAAAGCAAAAAUCAGGGAUUCUACUAUUUGUAUCUUGAAGCAGUUUCCAUUAAAAAUUCCAAGUCACAGUCUAAUGCCAAGGAUUUGCAAGAUUCUAAUUCUAAUGCUAGAGCUUUGGAGCUGGCUGAUUUGUUCUUAUUCUCUCCAAGGGAUCUGGAAUUUAUUGUGAAGUUUUCGGAGGAAUAUGGUUCUGAUAUCUUCCGACAACUUGUUCAAUCUAUUUGCCCAUCUAUCUAUGGACAUGAACUUGUUAAAGCGGGAAUAACAUUAGCACUGUUUGGUGGUGUACGAAAAUAUUCAACAGACAGAAACAAGGUCCCUGUCAGAGGAGACAUCCAUGUCAUAAUUGUUGGUGAUCCUGGACUCGGCAAGAGCCAACUACUGCAAGCUGCAGCUGCUGUUUCUCCUCGUGGAAUAUAUGUGUGUGGUAAUGCCACAACCAAGGCUGGCCUCACUGUAGCUGUAGUGAAGGAUUCCAUGACAAGUGACUAUGCCUUUGAGGCUGGUGCUAUGGUACUUGCUGACAGUGGAUUAUGCUGUAUUGAUGAGUUUGAUAAAAUGUCCGCAGAACACCAGGCCUUACUAGAAGCCAUGGAACAACAGUGUGUCUCUGUUGCAAAAGCAGGACUUGUGGCCAGUUUAUCAGCACGAACUUCUGUCUUGGCAGCAGCUAACCCUGUUGGUGGUCAUUAUAACCGAGCAAAAACAGUGAAUGAAAAUUUGAAAAUGAGUGCUGCUCUCCUCUCACGAUUUGAUUUAGCUUUCAUAUUACUCGAUAAACCUGAUGAACUACUGGACAAGAGAGUCUCAGAUCACAUCAUGUCACUUCAUUCUGGAUAUCAACAACAUUCUCCAGCAGCCAAAAAGUUAAGAACAGCAUCAGAGAGUACUGAUGGGGUAGAUAUAAGUGUAAAAGGUGGUUCUCUAGUUUCAAGACUAAGACUUGACCCAAGGAAGGAUGGUAAUUUUGUUCCACUACCUGCUCCACUUCUUCGCAAAUAUAUUGCUUAUGCAAGAACGUUUGUCUUCCCUAGAAUGUCACGACCAGCAGCAGAAAUCCUACAGAAGUUUUACUUAAAACUGAGAGACCAUAAUACAUCUGCUGAUAGUACACCUAUAACAGCAAGGCAACUUGAAAGUCUGGUGAGGCUGGCAGAAGCCCGAGCAAAGCUAGACUUAAGAGAAGAAAUAACAGCACAAGAUGCAAUGGAGGUGGUUGAAAUUAUGAAAGAAUCCCUGUAUGAUAAGUAUGUUGAUGAGCAUGGUUUUGUGGAUUUUGGUCGGAGUGGGGGAAUGAGCCAACAGAAAGAAGCAAAACGGUUUUUAAGUGCCCUUAAUAAGCAAUCAGAGUUGCAGCAGAAAGAUUGCUUUUCGAUCUCCGAAAUAUACAGUUUGGCAGAUAGGAUUGGCCUUAGAGUUCCAGACAUUGAUACAUUUGUGGAUAACUUAAACACUGUUGGUUAUCUACUCAAGAAGGGGCCAAAGACAUAUCAGGUACUAUCAUCAUCCUAUUCACGGAGUCAACCAUUAAGGUCAAGAGGCUGAAUGUGUGCAACAUUAGGGGGCAGCCGGGCAGGUUUUUUUCCCUCUUCUCUUCCGUGUUCUCAUGCUCUGUAACAAUACUUCAGAUGCUGCUAGAUUACCGGGUUUCGGUUCAUCCAAUGCCAAAAUGCAGACCUUUUGACAGUUUUAUGCCAUCGUGUAUAACAGAUUCAUCUGUACAUAAUUGUAUAUCUAGUGAUAUUGGAUGAAUUUAAACACUCAACUUUCAAAGGUCUAUUGGCGCAAUUUCUUUGUUAUCAACACUUUGCUAUAGUUAGGAUCAGCUCAAUAUCGAUAAUGUUCAUGCUCAGUCCAGAAGAAUUACAGAGU
This is a messenger RNA of Pistacia vera, 2785 nucleotides long. Its product is annotated as probable DNA helicase MCM8. The transcript has 17 exons. Gene Ontology annotation, cellular component: nucleus; MCM complex. NCBI's taxonomy places the organism in Eukaryota, Viridiplantae, Streptophyta, Magnoliopsida, Sapindales, Anacardiaceae. The record is from RefSeq and is a predicted model, not a curated record. The coding region runs from base 77 to 2458 and encodes 793 amino acids. Gene Ontology annotation, molecular function: single-stranded DNA helicase activity; single-stranded DNA binding; ATP hydrolysis activity.